GUCACACAAGCCCUGUCUCUAUCCGCUCGUGAGCAUCCGCUGCUAGCUACUGCUCUCCUGAGCGCUCCGCUUUUCCUGCUGCUCCUCUUCUCUGCGCUCGCUUCGAACGCGCAUCCGUCGCAUCACCGUCCGGCAAUGGGUCUUGGUUCCAAGCUCAAAGGCCUGGGCGACCGCGUGCAGGCCGAGCUCGGCGUCGGCGCCAGCAGCGGCGGCGUGCCACAUGGAGGUUAUCAGCAGCAAGCGUGGCAGCCGCCGCCGCAGCAGCAGGGAGCGGCAUGGCAAUCGCCACAGCAGCAGGUGCAGCAGGCAUUCGCGCCGUACAACCCCAUCCGCCACGGCAAGGUUCACGGCGGCUACUUCACGAGCUGGAGCAUCUAUCCGCCACGCAACUUCACACCAGCAGAGCUGCCCUACGCGGACCUCACGCACAUCUUCUACGCCUUCGCGGACGUGAACCCGACCAACGGCACUGUCUUCCUGGUCGACCCAUGGGCCGACGAGCAGACGCCCUUUGACUCGCCGGCGCCCGAGGACGAGCUGCGCGGCAACUUCGGCCGGCUGCUGCGGGCCAAGCGCGAGCACCGCACCACCAAGGUCAGCAUCAGCGUCGGCGGCUGGACCUUCAAGGACCACUUUGCGCCUGUGGCCUGCGAUGCGAAGAAACGUGCCGAGUUCGUGCGCAGCGCACUGACGCUGCUCGAGGACUACGGUCUCGACGGCAUCGACAUCGACUGGGAGUACCCCGAGAACGGAAAGGAGGCGAGCGACUUUGUGCUCCUGCUGCGCGAGAUGCGCGCCGGCCUCGACGCUCACGCAGCGUACAAGGGCGAGCCGCGCUACCUGCUCACGAUCGCCAGCCCGGCGGGCGAGAAGAAGCUCAAGCUGCUGCGGGUGCGCGAGAUGGACGAGGUGCUUGAUCUGUGGAACGUCAUGUCGUACGACUUUGCUGGCUCCUGGAACACGACGGCCAACCACCAGGUGAGCUGCCUGUCAGGCCGUGGCCACUCGUUGCUCAUCCAAAUGCAGGCGAACCUGCGUGGGCCAGCGCCAUCGUGCGAGGCGACGAUCUCGCUCUUCCAGAGCAUGGGCGUGUCGCCGAACAAGCUCGUGCUCGGCAUCCCGCUGUACGGGCGCUCCUUCACCAAGUGUGCGGGCGCCGGGUCGAGCUACGCCGGGCUCGGCAAGGGCACGGCCGAGGCCGGCGUGUACGACUACCGCGCGCUGCCGCUGCCCGGCGCCGUCGAGAUCAGCGACCCCAUCGGCGCCGCCUCGUGCCGCACGCCCGACGGCGAGUGGGUCACGUACGACAGCGUCGAGACGGCCGCCGACAAGGCGGGCUACGUCAACUGGGCCGGCCUGGCGGGCACGUUCUACUGGGACAUGAGCGGCGACGCCGUGGGCGCGCGCAGCAUUGUGCAGACGGUGCGGCGGGGCCUCGGCCAGCUCGAGAUGAGCCCCAACCACCUCUCCUUCCCGCAGAGCCGCUUUGCGAAUGUGCGCGAGGGGCGUCCGUGAUGGUGCUCUCGGCCGUGCUUCUUGCGCCCUCCUCCUUCUCGACCUUGCCACUUACGCUCGCCAAUUGCACGCACUUGCUCGCACGG
Messenger RNA from Tilletiopsis washingtonensis, 1601 nucleotides. RefSeq lists its product as hypothetical. Gene Ontology annotation, cellular component: extracellular region. Lineage: Eukaryota; Fungi; Basidiomycota; Exobasidiomycetes; Entylomatales. The coding region runs from base 136 to 1515 and encodes 459 amino acids. Gene Ontology annotation, molecular function: chitin binding; chitinase activity. The record is from RefSeq and is a predicted model, not a curated record. The transcript is spliced from 6 exons. Gene Ontology annotation, biological process: carbohydrate metabolic process; chitin catabolic process.